Messenger RNA from Malania oleifera, 1413 nucleotides. Its product is annotated as phytochrome-associated serine/threonine-protein phosphatase. The record is from RefSeq and is a predicted model, not a curated record. NCBI's taxonomy places the organism in Eukaryota, Viridiplantae, Streptophyta, Magnoliopsida, Santalales, Ximeniaceae. Gene Ontology annotation, molecular function: protein serine/threonine phosphatase activity. Gene Ontology annotation, cellular component: cytoplasm. Bases 194 to 1105 code for a protein of 303 amino acids. The transcript has 10 exons. Gene Ontology annotation, biological process: peptidyl-serine dephosphorylation.
GGACAUAUGGAAAAUCCCAAAUCGGAAUUGAAUCUGCCAUUGUGUAUGUCUUGCUGCUGCUUUUGGUCUCGUCUCUCUCCCUUUCCCUCUCUCUCUCUCUUUCUCUCUCUUCCUCUCGCUUCUUGUUCUCUGGUUGGCUUGUUGGCCUAAACCUAAAACAUAAAGGAGGCGCAGGCCCGCACUCAGAGAGAAGAUGGAUUUGGAUCAAUGGAUUUCAAAGGUCAAAGAAGGGCAGCAUCUCUUGGAAGACGAGCUUCAGCUUCUCUGCGAAUACGUAAAAGAGAUACUCAUUGAGGAGUCAAAUGUCCAGCCUGUUAAUAGUCCAGUCACUGUUUGCGGUGAUAUACACGGUCAAUUCCAUGAUCUUAUGAAACUUUUCCAGACAGGAGGUCAUGUGCCAGAGACAAAUUAUAUUUUUAUGGGUGAUUUUGUUGAUCGAGGGUACAACAGCCUUGAAGUCUUCACAAUCCUUCUGCUCCUUAAAGCAAGAUUCCCAGCUAACAUUACUCUUUUGCGUGGAAAUCAUGAAAGUAGACAACUAACUCAGGUCUAUGGCUUUUAUGAUGAAUGCCAGAGGAAGUACGGAAAUGCUAAUGCGUGGCGGUAUUGCACAGAUGUUUUUGAUUAUCUAACACUUUCCGCUAUUAUCGAUGGAACUGUACUUUGUGUGCAUGGUGGUCUUUCGCCUGAUAUUCGAACCAUUGAUCAGAUAAGGGUCAUAGAAAGGAAUUGUGAGAUUCCCCAUGAGGGGCCAUUCUGUGAUCUCAUGUGGAGUGAUCCGGAAGAUAUUGAAACAUGGGCAGUUAGUCCACGUGGAGCAGGUUGGCUGUUUGGAUCAAGGGUCACAUCUGAGUUUAACCACAUCAACAAUCUAGAUCUGGUUUGUAGAGCUCACCAGCUUGUACAGGAAGGUUUAAAGUACAUGUUUCAAGACAAAGGCCUCGUAACUGUGUGGUCUGCACCAAAUUAUUGCUAUCGUUGUGGGAAUGUAGCUUCAAUAUUGAGCUUCAAUGAAAAUAUGGAGAGGGAGGUGAAGUUUUUCACUGAAACAGAGGAGAACAACCAGAUGAGAGGGCCAAGGACGGGUGUCCCUUAUUUUUUAUAAGCUGAAGGGCACUAUUUCCAGCUUUGCUUGUGAAAAUUAUUUCGGUUGAAUGAUUUAUUGUUGACAAUGAGGUGAUUGGGGAAGUUUGUAAAGGGGGAAGCCUAAAAUAUGUCGUCCGAUAGGUGUAGAUCUUUUACUGCAUGGGCUGAAAGUGGAGUCUCACCGUCUGUUGGGCCGCUUUUGGAAUUUAGGGCUUCCGCAUUAGGCUGAUUUGUAUCCUAUUUAUUUUACUUGUUCUUUUUUAUUCUGAUAUAUUUCUGAACAGUGAACACUCAACUAUAAUCAUAUGUUCUUUUUGCCAUGACCUA